UCUACUCUCUUGGCUCUUGCUCUUCUCUUAGCCCUUCUUAGGCUGGCUUUGCUUCUACACCCCUCCACAAUGUAGAGUUCAGGAAAUCUCGGAAUGCUAAGUUCUGAGAGGAGUUCUAUUCUCUGCUCUAUUACUCACACAUAUGAUGGGGAGUCAAGAAUCUCCCUUGAUCAUUCCAGCACUGAACCAUCCGGCUUCCAAAAAACAGACGUAGAACAAACAGAACUUUCUACGGACAUAGCCAAAAAGCCAAAGAACCAAAGCAACACAACGAAAUGAUGACUUUGGGAGCAGUUGCCUCAGUGAUCCUCACCAUAGUAGGAGCUGCUGUAUUUUCUGCCCUUCUUAAGAUUGAAGAAGGACAUGUGGGUGUUUACUACAGGGGUGGAGCUUUGCUGACUGCCACCAGCGGUCCUGGAUUUCAUCUGAUGCUUCCGUUUAUUACGACAUUUAAGUCUGUACAGACAACCUUACAAACAGAUGAAGUAAAGAAUGUUCCAUGUGGCACAAGCGGAGGUGUAAUGAUCUACUUUGAUCGCAUUGAGGUGAUGAACUACCUUAUUCCUUCAGCAGUGUAUGACAUUGUAAGAAACUUCACUGCCGACUACGACAAAGCCCUGAUUUUCAACAAAGUUCACCAUGAGUUGAAUCAGUUCUGUAGUGUGCACUCACUUCAGGAGGUCUACAUAGGUUUAUUCGAUCAAAUACAUGAAAAUCUAAAGCUCACCCUGCAGCAGGAGCUGACCAGCAUCGCACCUGGCCUCAUCAUUCAGGCAGUACGUGUUACCAAACCAAACAUUCCAGAAAGCAUUCGCAGGAACUAUGAACUAACGGAGAGUGAGAGGACAAAGUUACUGAUUGCAGCUCAGACCCAAAAAGUGAUAGAGAAGGAGGCAGAGACGGAGAGUAAAAAAGCUGUCAUCGAAGCAGAGAAGGUGGCUCAGGUGUCUGAAAUCAAUUUUGAACAGAAAGUUAUGGAAAAAGAAACCGAGAAAAAGAUAUCAGAAAUUGAAGAUGGUGUUUUCCUUGCUAGACAAAGAGCAAAAGCAGAUGCAGAGUUCUACACAGCACAGAGAGCAGCUGAAGCCAAUAAGCUGAAACUGACUCCUGAAUAUCUCCAGCUGAUGAAAUUUAAGGCAAUAGCUGCUAAUAGUAAGAUUUACUUUGGAAGCGAGAUCCCUCACAUGUUUAUGGAUUCAGGAGCAGGACGUUCCUACUCCGCUGCCUCCAAAGCCAUAGAUGCCCUCUCAGAGGGGAUACUGGACUUGGAAUGACAAGAAAGGGGACUGAAAGCAAAUAUGUAGCACUAAGAUUAUGGAUACAUGAACAGGUAAUGGAAGAGCAUAGACUAAAGGCCAGUCGAGAGACUGCUUUGGUACAAUAAAUGCAGCUGAAACCAAGGGACCACUUCAGUAAACUAACAUGGUACAGUGUCAGUCGGGCAAAAACACUACACCCAUAUCUAAACAGGUAUUAAGUACACUCUGCUGACUGUACUCACUACAAAGUGGUGUGUGAAUGGAGCGUUAUGGCACUUUCCCAAUGCACGUUACGGUUCGACUCGCCUCAAAUCUACUCGCUUUAAUUUUUUGAGCGUGCAUUUCAAUUGCAGUUUAGUUCCACCUCAACGUGGGUAGGAUUAUAGGCUGAUCGUCAUAGUUGUGCCGCCUCUACUGCCGUGACAUCAUCUUAAACACGACACAAACUGACCAAAACAAUAACACAACCACUAGCUGUUUGCUACUAGCUCAUUUUGCUGCAUGCUGAUUUUACACAAGUGUAACAUUUAAAUUGGCCUGGUUAUUUUAGAAGCAAGUUCCAGUAGCUGGUCAACUAAAUAAAGUGAAGCUUUCAAGCAGAGUAUAGAGUUAACAUAACAAAACAUACCAUCCUCCAACGUGGAUCAACACCAGUCCAGGGCACUCUCCCUCCCAUUGCUUGCCGGUUUAGAUAGAGUCCAUUUGGUCGAACCCCUUCCACUUUUCCUUGAUGGUUCUGUAGUCACUUUUUAUUAUAUUUUUUAAUUUUUUUACUUUUUCCUACACUGCUGGUAGGUCCGGUGGUAGCCGUGUACGGCCAACAGCUGAUACACUUCCUGAGAGACUUUAUCGUUUUGCUCAUUGCUAACAAGUGGACCAUCUGCACCUUGUUUAUUGACCACGGCGUGGUUUUGCGCACAGCCAUUUCUUUUUUCAUAAUUCCAAAAUCGCGUGAACAAAUGAUACUGUUUUCGCUGUUGCUAACUUUAAAACUAGCGGGUUGAUGUGGUAUGUCGGAAAUCCAGUGACGCUGGUAGUGACUAUUCUCCCUGACCAAUCAGUGAUCUGCAGGAUUUUUACGACACAUGUAGUCUCGGCUCGCUUAGAACCUCGACCGAGGUGGUCAGGUUCCAUCCACAGUGGAAAACCCCCAAAAAGCGAGCAGAGUCGAGUUGAGUCUAGCUAUACCGUGCAGUGGAAAAGCCCCAUUAUACUGUUGAAUAUAGCAAAGGAAAUGGGGUGGUUUAUAUGAAUGUGAGUUUAGAACCCAAUGGAGGAAAGAUAUGACAUUUUUAGAAAUGUUCAUUUAUUUGUAUGCACUCUUAGUACAAUACGCAGGGUUUUAGUUUUUUUUAAUUUGGGUAUUUAUACUUAUUUAAUUAUUAUACACUUAUUUACCCAUGCAUCAGGGGUACACCUAUAUUUGUUAGGUUUUAACUGUAAUUUUAUUUAUCUAGCUCCUCAAAAAAAAAAACAUAUGGUCCUACAACAUAACAUAAGGUCAUGCAAAAACCAUGUAGCACACUACAACUUUUAUUGUUACAUACAGAGUACUGUAUUAUAUCUUUAUAUAUAUAUAUAUAUAUAUAUUUUCCGAAGCAAAGUCAAGGACACUAACUGUAUGGAUGUCCUUCUUUUAUCAAUGCACAGUAGAGAUCUCUGUUAACUCCAGGACUGUGAUCUCAUUAACUCAGUUCUUCUGUCACCCUUAGAUUUCCGAGAAGUUGGCAUUAGAGCGUUGAGUUGGCUGACUGCCUCAGAAAUGAGUCUUUGUCUUGGCAAACUCACUGUGGUUGACCUUUAGAAAUCAGGAUGUCUAUGGGCUGUUUCUCAACACUGGAAUGUUGGAAUACUUAAAAAUUUUAGUUGGUCAGUGAGUCAUUUGUAAAACAGUGAAUGUUCUCCAAUUCCCCUAAACUGAAGCUUCGUUACAUAAUUUAUACAGCCAAUUGUAACCGGGUGGUGUAUUGAAUUAUGUUACACACGAAGAUCAUAUUCUGUUAAUUCCAAAUUUUAACCAUGUGGAUCAAUAGCUCUCCUCAACAAUUGUAGUCAGUAAUGGUAAUGUUUGACUAACAUCAAUGCUUUAAAAACCAAAUGAAGCUGCACGUUUGUUUGGUUAUUAAUGUUUCCAUGAUGAACAGCAAACCUCAUAUUUGAACAAAAUAUUUGUAAUCAUAUCUUCAUCUUGUUCCUGUUACUGACCAACUGUAAUUUCAUGAUGAUGGGGUUUUGUUUUAUUUUAUUUUGUUAUUGGACUUCAGAGACUCAUUAGAGCUUCCCAAAGACCUUGACUGUUCAUGUCUUUGCUUUGAGUAAAUGUUGAAUUACUGUCUCAUUAUGACCUCAAGUGUUUUCACCUUUGCCCAUGUAUAGUAUGUACUGUACAUGAAUACUUAAGGGAAUAGUUCACCCAAUAAUGAAAAUUCUGUCAUUCUGGAUUCCAUCAACUGAAAUUAAAAUUUUCAUUGAUCAAAUCUCAUUUGCAGCACCUGAAAAAAUACAGUAUGGUGACUAUGGCACAGAUGUUGAGGUGAACUAUCUCUUUAAGAAUAAAUAAAAAUUUUGUUUUCAAUAAUAUUCAAGUGACAUGCUGAUUGUUUAGUGUAAUUAACCAGUAAAGUAUGUUUAUGCUAUGUGUAAUGUUUAUGCUUAUAAUGAAUUAUAUUAUAAAUAACUUAUAUAAAUGAACUUUUAUUAUUAUUAUAGUCACAGCACAACGAUAUUUCAGUUAAAUUAUAACCUGUUUCAUCUUAGAUAUGUUUGUCUCCAAAAAAUAAAUAGAUAAAUAAAU
Molecule: messenger RNA, 4053 nt
Organism: Xyrauchen texanus (razorback sucker)
Lineage: Eukaryota; Metazoa; Chordata; Actinopteri; Cypriniformes; Catostomidae
Product: erlin-2-like
Exons: 12
Coding region: 276-1274 (332 amino acids)
Biological process (GO): SREBP signaling pathway
Cellular component (GO): endoplasmic reticulum; endoplasmic reticulum membrane
Molecular function (GO): cholesterol binding; ubiquitin protein ligase binding
Source: RefSeq, a predicted model, not a curated record